Molecule: messenger RNA, 2487 nt
Organism: Acomys russatus (golden spiny mouse)
Lineage: Eukaryota; Metazoa; Chordata; Mammalia; Rodentia; Muridae
Gene: Itpripl2
Product: ITPRIP like 2
Exons: 1
Coding region: 659-2269 (536 amino acids)
Source: RefSeq, a predicted model, not a curated record
GAAGGGAGGGCCGGGCGGUGGGGCUGCGAGGCUUCCUCCAGCAACUUCCCAGUAACUGCGGGAUCAGAUGCAGCCACCGCCCCGGAACCAGGCCUUCCCCGUUCUGCCUUCCAGGAGGGGACCCAGGAGUAGCCCUCGGGAAGGCAGUCACCCGCACGUCCCGAAGUCCCUCUGGCCACCCGGCGUCGAUCCAGGCGGAGGCAAAAGGAGGGGGCCGCCCUCCCCGCGAGGCUCCAGACUCCGGCAUUUCCUCCCGGCUGCCCGGUGCGGCCUUCCCCUCCGAAAGAAGAAAAUCCCGGCGGCGCCCGAGUAACCUAGCGAAUUGCCCCGGUACUCAGCUGCGGGGGAGCCAAGAGGGCCGCCCAGGGUAAGGUAGGAGUCCGGGGCAGAAGCUGGACGAGGACAGCGCGCCUGGGACUGAGCGGGACAGGGACAGGGCGCGGCCAGGGGCUGUGGCGAGCGGCGCGGGAGGCGCCUGGAAGGGGAACUUGAGCUGGGAGAGGAGGCAGAGCAGCGGGGCUGCUGGCCCCGGCGCUCCGAGCAAGGAGCCUCCUCCAAGGCCAAGGACACGGGGGCCUCGGGGCCGCCGAGGCGCUGCGCGCAUGCUGGGCAAGGGACAUCACCCGGGCUCACGCCCUGGGCCGCCCGGGCUCCCGGCAUGUCCGUGCGGUACACGCUCAACCUACGGGUCUUCUGGCCCUUGGUGACCGGACUGUGCACCGCGCUGGUGUGCCUUUACCAUGCCUUGCGCAGCAGCAAGGGCGCCCAGGCCGAGACUCCCGACGGCGCAGACAGUGGCUUCCCGCUGCUCAAGGUGGCCAUCCUUUUUCUCCUGGGCUACAUCCUCCUACGAUGUCGCCACACCAUCCGCCAGCGUCUCUUGCCAGGCUCUUCCCGCCCAUGUGGUCAUGCCAGCUUCUCAGCCAGACCCUUGCAAGAGCCAGGCCUGAGCAUUUUACUGGAGAGUUACUAUGAGCACGAGGUGCGCCUGUCGCCCCACGUGCUGGGUCACAGCAAGGCGCACGUGAGCCGGAUCGUGGGUGAACUGGUGCAGGCUGGCCGGGCCCGAGGAUCUCCGGGCCCUAUCACACGGGGAGCGCUGGCCCUGGCCUUCCGGGGCGAUUUCAUCCAGGUAGGCAGUGCCUACGAGCAGCAUAAAAUCCGCAGGCCAGACAGCUUCGACGUGCUGGUGCCACUUCGCCUCCCACCGCAGGUGGCCCUGGAGCCACGGAGCCUGGGGACCGAACCCACGCUGACCCCAGCCUUCCGCAGUUGCUUCGUGUGCGCCCUCAAGGCACCGCCCUCGCCGUCGGGGACCUCCAUGGGCCAGUGGCAUCGGGACUGCAAGCCCUUCGCCGAAGGCUUCUGUGUGGAUGUGCAGGGCCGUCGCCACCUCUCGGCUAGCCUGGUGCUGCGCUGGUUUCAGGCGCACCUACAGCGCUCCUUGGCCACGGUGCGCUACAGCUUGGAGGGUCGCUGUCGCGUCAGCCUGACCCCAGGUGGUUUGGAGCAACCUCCCACCCUCCAUAUCCUUCCUUGCCGCACGGACUACGGCUGCUGUCGCCUUUCCAUGGCCGUGCGCCUCAUCCCCGCUGUCCAUCUGGGCGAUGGCGUCUUCCUGGUGGCACCGCCGCUGCCACCACCCUCGCCCAGCGGUGUCCUGUCAGAGCUCCCGGGUGGCCUGCGCGCUGAGGCACUGUGGGGUGUGAAUACAGCACGCCAGGAGCAGAAACUGCUGGGCUGGCUUCAGGAACGGGCUCCUCCAGGUGCCUGCUACCUCAAAUGCCUGCAGCUGCUUAAGGCUCUUCGAGACUUGGGUGCCCGUGGGCUGGACCCAACGGCUGCUACCCACUGGGGACGCAUCCUGUCCUCCUACGUGCUCAAAACAGUGCUGCUGGCGGUGCUUCUGAAAGAGGGCGGCCCAACACCCAGCUGGGACGAGGCACACCUGUGCGAAUGCUUGGAGAAGCUGGUGAAGUUCCUUAGGGACUGCCUGCUGCGACGCCAAGACCUCUUCCACUGUGUCCUGGGCCCGGGUGGAGCGGCUGCCGAGGUGGGCCCCCUGCCCAAGGUGCUGCGUGAGGCCGCUCCAGUUGACCUCCUGGCGCCUUUCGACAUGCACGCCCGGGAGCUUGCGGCAGCUAGGUUGCUGUCCACCUGGCGAAGGUUGCCCCAGCUUCUCCAGGUCUACGGUGGCCCCCGAUACCUUACCAGGUGCCCUACACCCCGAAGUCAGCGCAUCCAAGGCUUCCCGGAAGAUGAACCGUGAACCCCGAUGACAACUCCACCCGACCAAAUGCCCCUUUCCCACAGGCUGGGAGUGACAGUGGCAGUUAAAUUUGAGAUGAGCUGGCAGAGGUGUUGGAAAAUUUGGAGGACGUGCCCGGCUUUGGUGUCACAAAUGUUCCGUCCGAGGCUUCGUGACCUAAGAUAGCCGUGGCAUCCUCUGCAGACCCAUUAGAGUAUCCUGGGUGGCCUUAUACGCAC